Messenger RNA from Diaporthe amygdali, 1161 nucleotides. RefSeq lists its product as uncharacterized. The record is from RefSeq and is a predicted model, not a curated record. NCBI's taxonomy places the organism in Eukaryota, Fungi, Ascomycota, Sordariomycetes, Diaporthales, Diaporthaceae. The coding region runs from base 1 to 1161 and encodes 386 amino acids. The transcript is spliced from 4 exons.
AUGCUCGGCAAUUCUACCACUUCAAUCGGGGUAUACGAUGACACGAGGCUGCAUGUGCGGCAAGCUGAGUGGAUGGCCGUUCUCGGCCUCGCCCUCGGCAUCAUCGGACUACUCCAGAGCGGACUUUUCGUCUACUCGGCCAUAAUGGGUUUGGGAAAAGGACAGGGCGACCCCGGCGUGCCACCGGAGUGGGGAAAACCAUGGCCGUUUACCAUUGCCACUGGCUUAGAGGGCCCCAAAGUAAAUGCGAGUGAACCUCUCCGCGGCUCGGGAGGGCCGUUCCCAGAGAUACAUUUAUUCAACGACGUCGGAGACUACAUUGGUAUUUCAAAAGAUAGGAACGCGUACAUCGGGCCGAACAUGCCGCGUGCCUUGAACAUAUACCCGAUCAAUCGAAAGGAGCACGAAUUUCAAUACGCGACGUUUGCCAUAUUGGAAGCUAAAGGUCGUGGUCGAGAUCCUUUAUGUAUUGUGGAUCUUGGAAUCGGCUCGCCGAAUGUGAGUAUGCAUCCUGUCCUCAGGGAUGCGGAUCCAGUCUCGCAACAACUGGAGGCUCUCACGAAACAGUUCUGCGGAGCAAUUGAAAAGGAGGGGGCCUCAGUUUUCAAUGCCUAUACAGCGCGCUCUUGCGGAGCCGCCUGGACCCACAUCCCCAUGGACAUUAUCAACGCGACCACCGAAAGUGCGCACGACUUUUUUUGUAACCGCCCUGCCGUUCUGAGCUUCUGGUCAAGGUUGCCAGAUAAGCACAAGGUCCCCGGUCUCCUGGUCACUGAUUUAGGCAAGCGGGGCGAGAAGACUCUCAAUGAUACUCUGAGGGAACACGAGGGCAAGGAGAAGCCUGGGAGGCCAACGCCGCGAGGCAGCGUCCUGUCUCCGCACGAGGACACAAUCACCAUUGCGCGCAAGCUACCAUCGCACGGCCUGUCGGCCAUUGAACUCUGCGAGGAUGCGUUGUCGAGGGGGCCCGAUUAUGUCAAUCUCCCAGAGGGCAAGUUUUGCCGCAUGUCAGAUAAGACGCUGUGGCCCACGUGUGACUACCACUCUCCGGAUGGGCAGAGAGACAAUUGCUUUGACGCGGGGUCCAGACAGCUGGUCAUUGGGGGCAAGGUGACGCGUAGCAAGCCGUACUCGAGGGAGAUCAACUAUCCUCUAGAGUGA